GAGCCAGGGCUCAGUUUGGAAGAGUUCGUCCAAGAUGCUAACUCAUUUUGGUGCUGUGUCUAUAUUUUAGUAAAAGUCACAAACAUGCAGUAGCUACGUUGAAAUAAAACAUCACAACGUUUAAAUUCAUAAAGUGACAAUAUGUUAUUAGAUUAAUUAUAGCCUGGAUUUAUUUGACAAUCUGACGUUAGGUAGCAAAGUAGCGCGACUUGACUGUUGCGCAUAGGAGCUUUUUUCGUGGAUCACAACAAAAGGAUUUUUGAUAACAAGCUGGCAGCUAGCUAGCUUAGUUAAGCUAACGUUAGCUGACCUAGCUAGAUGAGGACUUCUCCAUGAAUUGCCUCCAAUCUGCUUAGUUACGUUAACUAUAGUUUUUCGCUUUUCGUUUUUAGCUAAGACUAUUUCAGCAUUUUGCUGUUAAACACUCAGCAAGCUAACGCAAGUGAACUUAUUGUUGUGAUUUGAGUAAAGCAGGCCCCCCACCAGGUAGCUAGCAGCCGGCCUUCCCAAGCCACUUGGUGUUAGCACUGGGGGCGGGGGGCUGUCACAAAAUACUCUCCUUAUUCAAGUCCAUUUGAUAGCAUUAACUGUGUUAUUCAAUAUGUUCAUUAGAAGCUGGUCGUGAUUAUUUUUGUGCACGGAAUGCGACAGUAUGAGGCCCAUCCCGUGUUUUAACUUUAUAAGUUUGCAAGCUAGCUAGCUUGGAUGUCUAGCAGUGGUUGUGACAAGCUAACUGUAACGUCAAGUGGACAUCUCUGCUUGUUCAACUCACCAAAUGCUUAACUUCACAGAAGAGGCAGUUAUGUAACGUUAGCAAUGCUGCUGCCAAAACAACCUUGCUAUUUUAUUUACUAUUCGAAGUUUCAUUGAGUGUCCAUCUCUUUUGAGUAUACCCUGCUAGCACUGGCUUCCAUCCUGUGACUCACUGGUCACUAGAGGGGCCCUGUCAGAGCAAGGGCCCAAACUGUAGCUCUAGGUCUCCUCGGUCUGUGUGUGUGAGAGCUUGUGUUGAGUCUUUUGGAGACUCCCGGCUUGUCCAGCUAAGAUGUCCUCUAUCUUGCCAUUCACCCCUCCUGUGGUGAAGAGGCUGUUGGGUUGGAAGAAGUCGACCAGCGGCCCAGGCGGAGCAGGCGGUGGAGAGCAGAACGGGCAAGAGGAGAAAUGGUGUGAGAAGGCUGUGAAGAGCUUAGUGAAGAAGCUAAAGAAGACUGGCCAGCUAGAUGAGCUGGAGAAAGCUAUCACCACACAGAACUGCAACACCAAGUGUGUCACCAUCCCCAGCAAUUGCUCUGAAAUAUGGGGACUGAGUACACCAAAUACGAUAGAACAGUGGGAUACAUCAGGCCUAUACAGCUACCCUGACCAAACCAGAUCGCUGGAUGGCCGUCUGCAGGUCUCCCACAGGAAGGGGCUUCCCCACGUUAUCUACUGCCGCUUGUGGCGAUGGCCGGACCUUCACAGCCACCACGAGCUGCGCGCCAUCGAGGCCUGUGAGUAUGCCUUCCACCUAAAGAAGGAUGAGGUCUGCAUCAACCCCUACCACUACCAGAGGGUGGAGACCCCAGUGCUGCCUCCUGUUCUUGUGCCAAGACACUCAGAUAUCCUGCCAGAGCUGCCACCUCUGGAUGACUACACUCAUUCCAUACCUGAGAACACAAACUUUCCUGCAGGAAUCGAACCUCCAAACAACUAUAUACCAGAAACGCCUCCACCAGGCUACAUCAGUGAGGAUGGGGAGGCCAGCGAUCAACAGAUGAAUCAAAGUAUGGACACAGGUUCUCCAGCAGAGCUUUCCCCGAGCACUUUGUCUCCUGUCAAUCACAGCAUGGACCUGCAGCCGGUGACUUACUCAGAGCCAGCCUUCUGGUGCUCUAUAGCCUACUACGAGCUGAACCAGCGCGUGGGGGAGACGUUCCACGCCUCUCAGCCCUCGCUGACAGUGGAUGGAUUCACAGAUCCAUCAAACUCUGAGCGUUUCUGCCUGGGCCUGCUGUCUAAUGUCAACAGGAACGCCACUGUGGAGAUGACCCGGAGGCACAUAGGAAGAGGAGUUAGACUGUACUACAUUGGAGGGGAGGUAUUUGCUGAGUGCCUGAGUGAUAGCGCCAUCUUUGUCCAGAGUCCAAACUGCAACCAGCGGUAUGGCUGGCAUCCAGCAACAGUGUGUAAAAUUCCUCCAGGUUGUAAUCUAAAAAUCUUCAACAACCAGGAAUUUGCAGCCCUGCUGGCUCAGUCAGUCAACCAGGGCUUUGAGGCUGUCUACCAGCUCACCAGGAUGUGCACCAUCCGCAUGAGCUUUGUCAAAGGCUGGGGAGCCGAGUAUAGGCGGCAGACUGUCACAAGCACUCCUUGCUGGAUCGAGCUGCAUUUGAACGGUCCCCUGCAGUGGCUGGACAAGGUUCUGACCCAGAUGGGUUCCCCGUCUGCACGCUGCUCCAGUAUGUCCUAAACAGCUAAGGAAACGCCCCCCAAAAAAACGCAGCCCAUUACAUGAUCAUUAAAUUCUAAACUUGUGAGUCCUUUCAUGAAAAAAAUGGAAACCCCCACAGAAUGAAUUUUCUGUAACAUUCUUCAUAGUAUUUGUGGUAUUUCCACAUCCCUCUUAACUUUACACACACACACACACACACACACACACACACACACACACACACACACACACACACACACACACACACACA
This is a messenger RNA of Siniperca chuatsi (mandarin fish), 2681 nucleotides long. Its product is annotated as mothers against decapentaplegic homolog 2. The transcript is spliced from 11 exons. NCBI's taxonomy places the organism in Eukaryota, Metazoa, Chordata, Actinopteri, Centrarchiformes, Sinipercidae. Gene Ontology annotation, molecular function: I-SMAD binding; RNA polymerase II cis-regulatory region sequence-specific DNA binding; DNA-binding transcription factor activity, RNA polymerase II-specific. Bases 1046 to 2449 code for a protein of 467 amino acids. The record is from RefSeq and is a predicted model, not a curated record. Gene Ontology annotation, cellular component: heteromeric SMAD protein complex. Gene Ontology annotation, biological process: BMP signaling pathway; SMAD protein signal transduction; cell differentiation.